Molecule: messenger RNA, 610 nt
Organism: Aplosporella prunicola CBS 121167
Lineage: Eukaryota; Fungi; Ascomycota; Dothideomycetes; Botryosphaeriales; Aplosporellaceae
Exons: 2
Coding region: 261-449 (62 amino acids)
Source: RefSeq, a predicted model, not a curated record
GGGGAGGUUUAUACUCGCGCUAGUGAGACCCUUCCUUCCAUUUUCGGACAUCCUUCCUUCUGCUCCUGUCGACAACCUUACCGGUGCACCUUCCCCACUGCUUCCCUGCUCUUGCCAUCUACCCGCUCUGGAAGGGACUCUCCCGUCCGGUCGUGCGGAUAGAGGAGUGAGAGGAUGCGAUGCCUGGGAUUCAUCUGCAACCAUGACUCAUCCAGGCUUCAAACGAGCCCAUGCAGACAGGAAGACCUUGCGGCGCAACCAUGUCCGCCACUCUAAGCCCCUCCCAGCUGGACACGUACCUCGAGUACAUUGCGCUCCCGGCGACGUAUCUAACCGCGGUGCCGUACGAGAAUCUGUCGCUGCACUACUCUAAGCACGCGCGGAACUCGCUCGACGUCCAGGCUCUGUUCCGCAGGGCCUCAGAGCCAAGGGCUCCCACUCGUCCCUGACCUUGUCACCCCAAACAUCGGCACCCGGGAGCUACGCCUCGUCUGCGAGGGCAUCCCGCACCAUCCAGCCAUGAAUUCUCUUGUAUUCCCUGGAGCCGACUCGGCGGAAGCGCGCAACCGGCCGAUGGAGGUGCUGGUACAUGCACGCGCACAUGGUUCGG